GUCGGUGAACGGCUCGAGGGCCGAGGUCGGACCGGACGUCGCCUCAAAGCUGAGCAGUUUGUUCGCCGGACUUCCUAGUUUGGCGGGUCCCCAGCGCCUCGCCACUACCCUCAGGCAGAGAUUCGCCAACAACUCCGGUUACCCCCGGCCCGGCCUGAUGCGCGCCGCCCCAAUCGCGACGAUUCCUUCGUCACGUCAUCUACGUCUACUCCCAAGAUCGCAUCAAGUGAUCGCGAUUAGUUCCUCUUGCUAGACCCUGACUUGGAAGACUAGGCUCUUUGCACGUGGCUGCUGUUGAAACGGCCGGCGGAUACCUAAAUCGACCACCAUGACGACGAUACCGAUACUCAACAUUGAGCUGGGCGAGCUGAAGGAGCUCGUGUGGAUGAAGUUGCAGGAGCCGAAGGCUCAACGGAAGCUCGUUCUGAUUAUCGUCUCGAUAGCGCUGCUGCUCGAUAACAUGCUGUACAUGGUGAUCGUGCCGAUCAUACCCGACUACCUGAAAUACGUCGGCGCGUUCGGCGACGUGAAGGAAGAGGUGAACGCGACCGGGCCGCCGAAGCAUCACGGCCAGGAUUCAGCGACCGGUGUGUUGUUCGCGUCGAAGGCCAUCGUUCAGCUGAUGGUGAACCCGUUCUCCGGUGCGUUGAUCGACAGGAUCGGCUACGACAUACCGAUGAUGAUAGGACUCUGCAUAAUGUUCCUGUCCACCGCUGUUUUCGCCUGCGGCCGUAGCUACAGCGUCCUGUUCUUCGCCAGGAGCCUUCAGGGAGUGGGUUCCGCGUUCGCGGACACCAGCGGCCUGGCAAUGAUCGCCGAUCGUUACACGGAGGAGUCGGAGCGGUCCAAGGCGCUCGGUAUCGCGUUGGCGUUCAUCAGUUUCGGCUGUUUGGUCGCGCCGCCGUUCGGCGGUGCUCUCUAUCAGUUCGCCGGCAAGGAGGUGCCGUUUCUGAUACUCGCCUUCAUCAGCCUCGCCGACGGUGUGAUGCUUCUGCUGGUGAUGAAACCGUUGAGGGAGCAGGUGUUCGACAGCAAACAGUACGAGCAGAAACAGACGAUACCGAUCUGGCGUUUGCUGAUGGACCCUUACAUCGCCGUGUGCGCCGGCGCUCUGAUGAUGUCGAACGUCGCGUUGGCCUUCCUCGAGCCGACCAUCUCGCUGUGGAUGGAGGACAACAUAACGCGCGACAACUGGAAAAUGGGGAUGAUCUGGCUGCCGGCGUUCUUCCCUCACGUGUUCGGCGUCGUGAUAACCGUCCGCAUGUCCAAACGUUACCCGCAACAACAGUGGCUGAUGGCCGCCUCCGGCCUGGCGUUGGAAGGCCUGUGCUGCUUCAUAAUACCGUUCUGCACGUCGUACGAGGUCCUCAUGAUACCGCUGUGCGGCAUUUGUUUCGGCAUAGCCCUCAUCGACACCGCACUGCUGCCGACCCUCGGCUACCUGGUGGACGUGAGAUACGUCUCCGUUUACGGUAGCAUCUACGCCAUCGCCGACAUCUCGUACAGCGUGGCGUACGCGGUCGGACCUAUCAUAGCCGGCGGUGUCGUCGAGGCGAUCGGUUUCACGGCCCUGAACGUCGGCAUAGCCUUCUCCAAUCUGCUGUACGCCCCGGUGUUGAUGUACCUGAGGCACAUCUACGACUUCAAGCCGUUCCAGGACGAGGCGGACGUGCUCAUGCAGAAUCCACCGGACAAGGAGUAUCAGACGUACGUGUUGCAGGAGCAGAGGCCGCUGACUGGCGAGGUGGGCAACCACCUGAAUCAAACGCGCAUGGAGACGAACGUGGAUCAAGGUGGUUACGAUCAGAAUUACCAGGCUGGACAGGCGUACGAUCAGAGCGGUUACGGGCAGAAUGUCAACGCCGGUGGAUACACGAUGCAGGCUUCGGCAACCGGUUACGAGCAACCGCCGAUGUACGAGCAACCGGCCAAUUACGGGCAACAGCAGCAGCCACCUGUCGGUUACGCUCAGCAGAGACCUUACGGUCAAGAGACGCAGGCAGCAGGUCAGACGGACGUGAAUCCAUUCAGGAGAGCACCUGCCAACGUGGAGCAGAAGCCAGCCGGCGAUAGCAAUCCAUUCAGACAAGGGAUGUAUUAACGCGGUCGCACCGGAUCGCACAGUUUAUCGGGUAUUCGUGAUCGUUCGCCGAGUCGAGAAUCCGCGUAUCACGAAUAUCGUGAAAUAGUCUUCGAGAUAGGCUUCCAGUUGUCCAGAAGAAUGUUAUACCCGUCGCACAUACGCGCCAUCGACGCCAUCCUCUGGCAAUUAACGACGGCCGCCUGAGCGUUUACCUUCACAUUCGCGUGACGGUCUCGCCCAAGUGCAUCGACGACGUCGUCGGUUCCUCUGGUUACGAAUGAUCGAAAAGGGGGGGCCCGUGACGACUUCCAGAAUGAUUACUCCGAGGUAUCAACCACAUGGGUAGAUUACUUUGGAGGGUACACCGCGAAGUUCUAUGCUCGUAUAUAUAUAUAUGUAUCGAUAUUCAACGAUGGUCUUGGGAUCAUUCGGAAGUGGUAGUGUCGGAGAAUGUAUAUCGAUCUUACGGAUUAGUGUCUUACAUGUUUGAGGAGCGAUUCUAUCUUUUCCUUUCUUCUCUUUUCUGUUUUC
Molecule: messenger RNA, 2614 nt
Organism: Frieseomelitta varia
Lineage: Eukaryota; Metazoa; Arthropoda; Insecta; Hymenoptera; Apidae
Gene: VAChT
Product: vesicular acetylcholine transporter
Exons: 2
Coding region: 329-2101 (590 amino acids)
Biological process (GO): transmembrane transport; xenobiotic transport; chemical synaptic transmission
Cellular component (GO): AP-2 adaptor complex; AP-1 adaptor complex; terminal bouton
Molecular function (GO): acetylcholine transmembrane transporter activity; xenobiotic transmembrane transporter activity
Source: RefSeq, a predicted model, not a curated record